Molecule: messenger RNA, 3312 nt
Organism: Ficedula albicollis (Collared flycatcher)
Lineage: Eukaryota; Metazoa; Chordata; Aves; Passeriformes; Muscicapidae
Exons: 8
Coding region: 22-1500 (492 amino acids)
Biological process (GO): double-strand break repair involved in meiotic recombination
Source: RefSeq, a predicted model, not a curated record
GUGAGGGGAGCGGUGGGGACAAUGCCCCGAGGUAGCGCCGGGAUGGGGAAGCGCAGAACCCACCCCACAGGCGACAGGAAAUUCCGUGCGCCCAAAGCCAAGCGGAUCCUUCAGGAAGCACCAGGGGCUGCCGGCUCAGCCGUGCCCGUUCCUCCCCAGAGCAGUGACCCUAAUGAAGAUCCUGCAGGGAUGGAGCCCCUGGCCAGCAGCAAGAACAGCAGCGGCGAGGCGGAUCUCGACAGAAUCCUUGUGGCAGAGGAUGGACCCCGAUCCCCACAGGGAGGGAGAGACAAGGAGAUUGGAGGGAGCAGAGCACUGGGAUCACCGAAACAGGGCAUUUCCCAGGAGAUGGAAGAGAAUCAUCUGGAAUUGCCCCAGCUGGGAAUUUUUGAAGCGGAUGGGACAGGAAAGGAUGAGCUGGAGUCACCAAAACCAGGAAUUUUGGAUGGGACAGGAGAGAUUUGUCCAGAAUCAUCAAAACUGGCAAUUUUGGAGGCGGAUGGGGCAGGAGAGGAGCUCCCAGAGUCAGUGAAACUGGAAAUUUGGGAUGGAAUGGGACAGAAUCAUCUGGAAUCAUCUCAGCUGGGGAUCUCGGAGGGAGAUGGAGAAGGAGAGGAGCAGCUGGAGCCACCUCAAUUGAGAAUUCCAGAGGCAGAUGGGGCAGGAGAGGAACCCCCAGAGUCAGUGAAACUGGAAAUUCUGGAUGGAACAGGAGAGGAUCAGCUGGAAUCAUCCAAACCAGGAAUUUCGGGGGUGGUCGAGGCAGCAGAGGAGCAUCUGGAAGCACCAACACACGGAAUUUCAGAUGGGGCAGGAGAGGAGCACCCAGAGUCAGUGAAACCAGGAGUUUCAGAGGCAGAUGGGGAAAGAGAGGAGCAGCUGGAGCCGCUGAAACAGGGAAUUUGGGAUGGGGCAGGAGAGAACCACCUGGAAUCACCAAAAGGAGGGGGUUCUGGAGCUCAGGGAUCCAGCCCUGAGCACACGGUGACGGACAUGGUGACAGACACAGAGGUGCUGCAGGCAGGGGAAGGAGGUGCCCUGGAGCAGGGAUGUGGCACUGGGGUUGCCCCGAGCGUGGACACGGGGUCCCCAGAUCCUCCCAGAGAUCCUCAGAGCCAUGGAGGGGACGCAGAGAGCAGGAAUUCCUCGAGUGGCAAUCCCGGUGUGGCAACAGCAGUUCUGGAUGCAUCAGGCACCAGCGGCGAGCGCCAGGAGCAGCGGGAAGGGACCAGCCCAGAGCUCCCAGCAGAGAAGCCGUGGGACACUGCAGGCCAGACCCACACCGGAUCCACGGGGCACAGCCCAGCACAGCCAUGGGAAAGCGCCAGAGCCGCAGAGCCGGCGGAUGCCAGUGACAUCGUCCACGGGCUGAUCCGGGAGCUCUCAGACCUCAACCGCCUGGCCAUGGGCGCCCGCCGGGGACUGGAGCUGCUCCGCAGGCCAAAGCCACGGCGAGGCCGGAGGCCAGUGCCCAGCGGAACCCACUGGAAAGAGGGGUAGGGACAUCAGGAAUGACCUCCAUUUAUUUAUUCCAGUUAUUGAUGGGAGCAGUGGGAAUAAACCACCCUUAUCAGCGCUGACUGCUGGGCUCUUCCCGCCGUCACGGGUGAACAAAUCCCACCAAUCCCACCCAAAACACUAAGUGACAGCUCUGGUGCUGGGAUAAAGGCUCCAACACGUGGAGCACUGACUCCUCCCAGCCCCUUCCCAGCCUGGGAUUAACCAAAACUCAACUCAGAACAUCCAGUAACAACUCCAGCAGCAGGAGCACUGCCCCUUCCCAGCCUGGGCUUAACCAAAAUUUAACAAUCUGACCCAGAACAGCUGCAGCACCUGGAGCACCAGCGCCUUCCCAGUCCCUUUCCAGCCUGGGAUUAACCAAAACAACUCAGAACAUCCAGUAACAGCUCCAGCAGCUGGAGCACCAGCACCUUCCCAGUCCCUUUCCAGCCUGGGAUUAACCAAAACUCAACUCAGAACAUCCAGUAACAGCUCCACCACUUGGAGCACCAGACCCUUCCCAGCCUGGGAUUAACCAGAACUCAACAAUCUGACCCAGAACAGCUGCAGCAUCUGGAGCACCAGCCCCUUCCCAGUCCCUUUCCAGCCUGGGAUUAACCAAAACAACUCAGAACAUCCAGUAACAGCUCCAGCAGCUGGAGCACCAGCACCUUCCCAGUCCCUUUCCAGCCUGGGAUUAACCAAAACAACUCAGAACAUCCAGUAACAGCUCCAGCAGCUGGAGCACCAGCACCUUCCCAGUCCCUUUCCAGCCUGGGAUUAACCAAAACAACUCAGAACAUCCAGUAACAGCUCCAGCAGCUGGAGCACCAGCACCUUCCCAGUCCCUUUCCAGCCUGGGAUUAACCAAAACAACUCAGAACAUCCAGUAACAGCUCCAGCAGCUGGAGCACCAGCACCUUCCCAGUCCCUUUCCAGCCUGGGAUUAACCAAAACAACUCAGAACAUCCAGUAACAGCUCCAGCAGCUGGAGCACCAGCACCUUCCCAGUCCCUUUCCAGCCUGGGAUUAACCAAAACAACUCAGAACAUCCAGUAACAGCUCCAGCAGCUGGAGCACCAGCACCUUCCCAGUCCCUUUCCAGCCUGGGAUUAACCAAAACAACUCAGAACAUCCAGUAACAGCUCCAGCAGCUGGAGCACCAGCACCUUCCCAGUCCCUUUCCAGCCUGGGAUUAACCAAAACAACUCAGAACAUCCAGUAACAGCUCCAGCAGCUGGAGCACCAGCACCUUCCCAGUCCCUUUCCAGCCUGGGAUUAACCAAAACAACUCAGAACAUCCAGUAACAGCUCCAACACCUGGAGCACUGGCCCCUUCCCAGUCCCUCUCCGGCCUGGGAUUAACCAAAACAACUCAGAACAUCCAGUAACAGCUCCAACACCUGGAGCACUGGCCCCUUCCCAGUCCCUCUCCGGCCUGGGAUUAACCAAAACAACUCAGAACAUCCAGUAACAGCUCCAACACCUGGAGCACUGGCCCCUUCCCAGUCCCUCUCCGGCCUGGGAUUAACCAAAACAACUCAGAACAUCCAGUAACAGCUCCAACACCUGGAGCACUGGCCCCUUCCCAGUCCCUCUCCGGCCUGGGAUUAACCAAAACAACUCAGAACAUCCAGUAACAGCUCCAACACCUGGAGCACUGGCCCCUUCCCAGUCCCUCUCCGGCCUGGGAUUAACCAAAACAACUCAGAACAUCCAGUAACAGCUCCAACACCUGGAGCACUGGCCCCUUCCCAGUCCCUCUCCGGCCUGGGAUUAACCAAAACAACUCAGAACAUCCAGUAACAGCUC